Messenger RNA from Salpingoeca rosetta, 830 nucleotides. RefSeq lists its product as uncharacterized. NCBI's taxonomy places the organism in Eukaryota, Choanoflagellata, Craspedida, Salpingoecidae. The coding region runs from base 1 to 321 and encodes 106 amino acids. Gene Ontology annotation, molecular function: enzyme regulator activity; calcium ion binding. The record is from RefSeq and is a predicted model, not a curated record. The transcript has 4 exons.
AUGGACGUGAAGGAAGUGUUUGAUCUCUACGACGUUGAGGGCGAGGGUUACAUUCCCUCCAAUGACCUCGGCAACGUGCUGCGCGCUUUCGGCCACAACCCCACAGAGUCCGAGUUGCAGGAGCUGCUGCUGACGGUUGACAGCGGCAGCGGCCGCCUAUCCCUGCAGGAGGUGAACACAUGCGUGUCCAACUUCAAGGGCGGCGCUGACUACGCACAACAAGUCCGCGAGGUCGACAACAUGAUGCGGGAGGCUGGGUUUGCUGGCAAGUCGUCCAUCUCCCAGGACGAGUUUAUCAAGCUGAUGCUCCAGCCCGUGUAAGGACAAAGCGAAGAGAUAGUGCAUUUAUGCGCACGCGCGUGUGUGUGUGUCUGUGUCUGUUUUGCAGUGCAGCGUCGUUGCUGUCCCGCUGCUUCGUUCUCGUGAAGCAACAAGGAGCAAGGAGUGAUUGAACAUGGCUUUGUUCUUCUCACUCUCUGAUGACUGCUUGCGUUGAGGUGUGUGUUUUGUCAUUGUCAUCGUGUGGAUCCGUUUUUUCUGCCGUUUGAGAGCGCUUUUGGUGCUGUGUUUCCUUCCUUGCCAUUCCGACCUCGUUUCCAUGGCUUUUGUUUGUUUUGUCGUGUUAUGCUCCCUUCCCCUGCUCCAUCUCAUCAUCGACAGCAACAACCACAACAACCCACAACCCACAAGUCAAGAAUUCGUGCACCACCAAAGGGUGCGAGCGGGUGACCAUCACAGCGAACGCAAAGCACCUUCCUUGAUCAAAGUGCGCACUUUAAAACUGCAUCAAAUCUAGGCAGUUCCAGCAGUAGAGUGAUGACUUUUCCCUG